AUGAGCUCACUACGUCUUAUUAGCAGCGUUGUGUCCAAGCGACAUUUAAGUUUGUCCCCCCUAUCAUGGCGCGCCUAUGCAACGCCUGCAACUUUCAAACCCCAAGAAAAAGACCCUCAACUAGGCGAUUACCCUGACCUUCCAUGGGUUUCCGACCAGGAACUUCCUGCUAGAGGCUGGUGGGAUCAACAGAUGCGACGGAACUUCGGUGACCCGAUACAAGAAUACGACGAAGUUCUGUCCAUGUGGGGACCUGAUGCUCCCCCGAUUCCUCCGCAUAAGGCUUUGUUUCAGCUUUCUCUCGCCUUCUCGGCAUUCGUUGGCUUUGGUUUCCUAUGCAAGUACGCGCUCGUUCCAGAGAGGCCAACUGUACCCCGGGAAUACCCGUACUCCGGUCUUGUACGUGAACUUGGCGGACUUGAAGAAAACAAGGCUAGAGAAGAGACUGAAGAGAUCGACGAGUAA
Suillus fuscotomentosus is the source of this 465-nucleotide messenger RNA. Its product is annotated as Ndufb8, NADH dehydrogenase 19kDa subunit. Bases 1 to 465 code for a protein of 154 amino acids. The transcript is spliced from 3 exons. The record is from RefSeq and is a predicted model, not a curated record. Gene Ontology annotation, cellular component: mitochondrion. NCBI's taxonomy places the organism in Eukaryota, Fungi, Basidiomycota, Agaricomycetes, Boletales, Suillaceae.